This is a messenger RNA of Eptesicus fuscus (big brown bat), 1164 nucleotides long. It is a transcript of the gene SOX1, whose product is annotated as SRY-box transcription factor 1. Gene Ontology annotation, molecular function: RNA polymerase II cis-regulatory region sequence-specific DNA binding; DNA-binding transcription factor activity, RNA polymerase II-specific. The record is from RefSeq and is a predicted model, not a curated record. The transcript has a single exon. Gene Ontology annotation, biological process: regulation of DNA-templated transcription; anatomical structure morphogenesis; cell differentiation. The coding region runs from base 1 to 1164 and encodes 387 amino acids. NCBI's taxonomy places the organism in Eukaryota, Metazoa, Chordata, Mammalia, Chiroptera, Vespertilionidae.
AUGUACAGCAUGAUGAUGGAGACCGACCUGCACUCGCCUGGCGGCGCCCAGGCCCCCACGAACUUGUCAGGCCCGGCCGGAGUGGGCGGCGGUGGGGGAGGUGGCGGCGGAGGCGGCGGGGGCGCCAAGGCCAACCAGGACCGGGUCAAGCGGCCCAUGAACGCCUUCAUGGUGUGGUCCCGAGGGCAGCGGCGCAAGAUGGCCCAGGAGAACCCCAAGAUGCACAACUCGGAAAUCAGCAAGCGCCUGGGCGCCGAGUGGAAGGUUAUGUCCGAGGCCGAAAAGAGGCCGUUCAUCGACGAGGCCAAGCGGCUGCGCGCGCUGCACAUGAAGGAGCACCCGGAUUACAAGUACCGGCCGCGCCGCAAGACCAAGACGCUGCUCAAGAAGGACAAGUACUCGCUGGCCGGCGGGCUGCUGGCGGCCGGAGCAGGCGGCGGAGGCGCCGCCGUGGCCAUGGGCGUGGGUGUGGGCGCGGCGGCCGUAGGCCAGCGACUCGAGAGCCCCGGCGGCGCGGCGGGAGGCGGCUAUGCGCACGUCAACGGCUGGGCCAACGGCGCCUACCCCGGCUCCGUGGCGGCGGCGGCCGCGGCCGCGGCCAUGAUGCAGGAGGCGCAGCUGGCUUACGGGCAGCACCCGGGCGCCGGCGGCGCGCACCCGCACGCGCACCCGGCGCAUCCGCACCCGCACCAUCCGCACGCGCACCCGCACAACCCUCAGCCUAUGCACCGCUACGACAUGGGAGCGCUUCAGUACAGCCCCAUCUCCAACUCGCAGGGCUACAUGAGCGCCUCGCCCUCGGGCUACGGCGGCCUCCCCUACGGCGCCGCGGCCGCGGCCGCCGCCGCUGCGGGUGGCGCGCACCAGAACUCGGCCGUGGCGGCGGCGGCGGCGGCGGCGGCCGCCUCGUCGGGUGCCCUGGGCGCUCUCGGCUCUCUAGUCAAGUCGGAGCCCAGCGGCAGCCCGCCGGCCCCGGCGCACUCGCGAGCGCCAUGCCCCGGGGACCUGCGUGAGAUGAUCAGCAUGUACUUGCCGGCCGGGGAGGGCGGCGACCCGGCGGCGGCGGCCGCCGCCGCGGCGCAGAGCCGGCUGCACUCGCUGCCGCAGCACUACCAGGGCGCGGGCGCGGGCGUCAACGGCACGGUGCCCCUGACGCACAUCUAG